GAGAGCAAUAAGUUGUAGAAUGGGCGAGGGCGAGGAGUUUAUUGAGCUUAGAUUCCGGUUGUAUGACGGGAAAGAUAUAGCGCACGGUACUUACAAGUCGUCUAUGACUGUUUCAACUCUUAAGCAAAAGAUUGUUGCAGACUGGCCCCAAGGCAAUACGGUCACACCAAGAUCAUUAAACGAUUUGAAACUCAUACAUGCUGGUAAAGUUCUGGAAAACAACCAGACCCUGGCUGAUUGCACCAUAACAAUGGGUGACCUCCCGGAUGAUGUUAUCACCAUGCACGUGCUAGUGAAGCCUUCUAGAUCUAAACGAAGGACAGUUUCGUGGACUUCUCUUUCUUGA
Hibiscus syriacus is the source of this 346-nucleotide messenger RNA. Its product is annotated as membrane-anchored ubiquitin-fold protein 3-like. The record is from RefSeq and is a predicted model, not a curated record. Bases 20 to 346 code for a protein of 108 amino acids. NCBI's taxonomy places the organism in Eukaryota, Viridiplantae, Streptophyta, Magnoliopsida, Malvales, Malvaceae. Gene Ontology annotation, molecular function: protein binding. The transcript is spliced from 2 exons.